GGAUUCCGGGCGUUGCUGCACUGUCGUCGUAUUCCUAAUGUAACCUUCCUCCUGAUUGUGCUAUCCCCUCUUCUGCCUCCUACCUCGUCGCAAAGUCCAUCUGCCUGCACAUCUGGGCCUGCCCCUAAGAAGGGCCGUGUCCCUCUGCCCCAACAACCAUCUGAUUUAUUACUCACGACCGAGUGUUGUCGGAAGCCUGCUCCUAUCGUAUCCACAACAUCAACCCGCAACGCGAUGGAGCUAAAGCUCACAUCCUCUUCCAACGACGUCUUCGUCUAUCCUACAACGGCUCACGUAGAUCCUGCCUCGGCACCUGACCCAACUAGAGUCGUGGCUCAAUGCAUUUCUGUGUCCUCGACUAUCUCCUCCCUAGUGAUUCUCAAUAUCUCCUUGCGAGUCUCCGAGAAGCACAAGAGCAGCGAGAAGAUCAAAGAUCUGACUAUUGUCGUUGAGGCUGCAGAGACGCUGGCAUUCCCAAGCGGCUUCCUCGAGACCAAUGAGCCAUUCAGCUCCAGACAUGUCAUACAAGAGGCUGCAGGUCUGACGUUGCAGAGCGGAGCGACGUACUCAUGGGACUUGCCGCUCCUCAUCCCUUGCAACGCUGCUCCUUAUGAAAGAUGCCAUCAUGCCAAGAACUUUUGGAAGGCCUCGGCGAAGCUGAACAUUCAUGGUCGGCUGGUGAACAAGACGUACAAAGCGGAAAAGAACCUCUUUGUGGUGCAGGUUCCGACUGAGCAAUCUGCGCUAUCAUACGAGCAUACGCACAGCGGAUUCGCCGAAGGCCCAGGGCCCAUUCAACUGGCCUUCAUUUCUCGCUCAGCCUCUGUUGGAGGCUACCUGCGCGGAGCUCUCCUUUUGCCGUCUCCAUCCCCCGUCAUGAAGCUGCAAGCUAUCGUAAUGACACUUGUACAGACGACCAGUCUGAUCUCUCGGAAGAAGCCGGAUGGAUACUUCGAGACCUGCCAGCCUCAGCGAUUCGAAUUUGUCAAGAUCAGCGGCGAAGAGCUGGAGAAUGCUGUGACGCAUACCGGCGCCCUCUGUCGACCCAAGGCUGCCACUGGUGAUGAGAUCGAACUCGAAUGGAUUGCUCGACUUCCCUCGGAUGAUCUAGCUCGACCUACCACAUUGGACGGCAGCCACGCGGCCAUUAAGAUUUCGCACCAGAUCGAAUUCUCGAUCUUGUACGACGUCGACAAAGACAACCCAACAAGAGACGAGCGAGGUGACCUCAUGAGGAAACGGUACCGAAUCACAUGGCCGGUCAAGAUCCUUAGCUGCUCCUUGAGGUGGAGAAGCUUGGUGUUGCCAGAGUAUUCUGCUCAGGACUCAAAUCCAGUGCCCGUGAUGGACAGGAACGUCUGGCAUGCCCGGACGGAGCACGAGGCGCAAGAUCAUUGCAAUUGUGGCGACACCCUGGAGGCCGUCCUUCAAUACGAAGACGAAGCCGAGGCGUCUGGCACACAUACCUCGAAUCUCAUGCGAGAGCAGCUCCUGGAACAGCGUCCUGUGCGCUACCAUGCCGACUCGCGGUCGAGGUCUCGAGGUCCAAAUGCACAGAAUCGCCGUCAUGCGAGGAGCCAAGCUCGUUCUCGACUGCUGGACGGCUCCGGUACAGAGGAACACUCUCGCGCCAACUCGCCUUCCAUAUCGCGUCGCAACUCUCAAGAACGUAUGGGCAGGCUUGGACCCCCUUCUAGCUCACGGCAAGGCAGUCGCGCUGCUUCUAGAAGUCGAAGCAUGACGCCUCGUACUCCACGCUCUCGCUCCGUUGCACCCACUCCGGACAGAAUUAGUAUCGACUUCCAAAGGAUGACGCUGGAAGGGGAGGAUGGCAACGAAAUGAGCGGAGAGGGAGAGAGUGGAGACAGUGUGCUUGGGGAGGAGAGUGAUGGGUGGGACGAAGAGGACGAUGAAGAACUAAUGGACAAAUUGGAGAGGGAGAGACUCAAGCAACAACAGCUCUACCAUCCUUGAAGCAGAGCAAGGCGCGAAUCUUGCAUAGAGUCAGUCACCAAAAAAUCAUGUCACCUAUAUACCAGA
Molecule: messenger RNA, 2040 nt
Organism: Microstroma glucosiphilum
Lineage: Eukaryota; Fungi; Basidiomycota; Exobasidiomycetes; Microstromatales; Microstromataceae
Exons: 6
Coding region: 235-1974 (579 amino acids)
Source: RefSeq, a predicted model, not a curated record